GGGAUGUGCUAAAUUUUACCGGCUCGCGAAAACCGAAAAAGGAGUGCGCGAUUAGCUGUCACCGAAAAUAAACCUCGGUGGGAAGAGAAUGCUGUUGCAUCGGGCAACGUCUUUAUUUCGCGGCGCGAAAAUUGUCCUCAGAGAUAAUGCGACAAAAGUGAUAUCCAAGCCAUUUCUUCGGUCAUCGAUAACCACACCAUCCGGAGCAAUUCUGCCCGAGCCAAAGAGAACUCCAUUCAGCUUCCUGGGCGUUGUCAGCAGCAUCGUGUUCGGCCUUCUGGUCGGUGCCACAAUCAGCAAGAAUAUAGCCAAUUUCCUGGAAGAGAACGAUCUUUUCGUUCCUUCCGACGACGAUGACGACGAUGACGACUAGUAGAGCAAUCAGUAUUGCAUUCAGUUGUGAUUGUUGAAAGUAUUCAGCUACUAGUUGUGCUUUUAACGCUAAUGAAUCAAGCUUGAUGUCGUGGCGAUGCUAAAGCAGCAAUUGCACGACGUCAAAUAACAAGGGAAGAGAAGAAUCUCUUCACUUACACAAUUUAGGUCUUACUUACGAUAUGCUCUUAAAUACCUGAGAUUAUGUAAAUUAUCAUAGAAAUAUUUAUUUAUAUAAUUGUUGAUAAUUAGAUAGAGCUUUUACAAAAUCUAUGUAUUUAUAAAUCUAUAUAUUAUAUCCAUA
This is a messenger RNA of Linepithema humile (Argentine ant), 676 nucleotides long. RefSeq names its product Essential MCU regulator (gene EMRE). NCBI's taxonomy places the organism in Eukaryota, Metazoa, Arthropoda, Insecta, Hymenoptera, Formicidae. Gene Ontology annotation, biological process: calcium import into the mitochondrion; mitochondrial calcium ion homeostasis. The record is from RefSeq and is a predicted model, not a curated record. Gene Ontology annotation, cellular component: uniplex complex; mitochondrial inner membrane.